CCCCCAGACUGUUACUGCUGGCUCCAGUGACUACUUUUUUUCCGUUAGAUCAAUAACUCGAAAUUAAAACAACUUUUCUUCUUUGGAAAUUUAAAACUACCUAGCAAAAGAUGAGUUCCAGCAAGGAUGCAAUCCCCGCCAGCAGCAAAGGCUCCUGGUCAAGUUUCCUCAAGUCUAUCGCCUCUUUCAACGGCGACCUCUCUUCCUUGACCGCUCCACCUUUUAUCCUUUCCUCCACUUCCUUGACCGAGUACUCCGCCUACUGGGCUGAGCAUCCGAACCUUUUCGUGGCCCCAGCUACAGAAGCGGACCCCGAGAAAAGAGCCCUAGCUGUUCUGAAAUGGUUCAUUAGUACCCUCCACCAGCAAUAUUGUACCCGUAGCGAGAAACUGGGUAGUGAGAAGAAGCCCCUGAACCCCUUCCUGGGAGAGCUCUUCCUGGGCAAGUGGAACACUGACGAGCAUGUCGGGGAAACCUCAUUGAUCAGUGAACAAGUCAGCCACCACCCCCCAGCAACCGCCUAUGCGAUUCGGAAUGAGAAACAUGGGGUAGAACUACAAGGUUACAACGCCCAGAAGGCCUCCUUCUCAAGCACCAUUCAAAUCAAGCAGAUCGGGCACGCCCUCCUGACCGUCACCCCACCCAACGCGGAUAAGAACGACCCGGCCCAGAAGGAACAGUACAUUAUCACACUUCCAAGUUUGCACAUUGAAUCCUUGAUCUAUGGAACUCCGUUCGUGGAACUAGAGAAAACGACACGAAUUGUUAGCAGCACUGGCUACGUGGCUAAAAUCGACUACUCCGGUAAAGGCUGGCUAAGUGGAAAGAAAAACACCUUUAACGCUAUCUUAUAUAAGGAGAGCGAAGGAGAGAAGAAGCCUUUGUACACUGUCGAUGGGCAAUGGUCGGAUAAAUUCACCAUCAAGAAUGCCCGAACCAAGGAUGAAGUGGAGACGUACGUGGUUAAGGAUAGCAAGACUACUCCGCUCCAGUUGGCCCCACUGGAGGAUCAAGACCUUUACGAAAGUCGGCGUGCCUGGCGGGACGUGGCAUCGGGCAUCGAGCGGGGCGACAUGGACGCCGUGUCUGUGGCCAAGUCAAAGAUUGAGAACGCCCAACGCGAGCUUCGCAAGGUUGAAAAGUCCGAGGGCCGGGAAUGGGAGCGCCGCUUCUUCAACCGCGUAGAUGAAAACGAGGAUCAGGGACUCUUACAACUUGCUAGAAAGGCCGGCCUUACAUCGCUCGAAGGCGACAAGACUGGUGGGGUUUGGCGCUUCAACCCAGCAAGCGCAGAUGGUGCGAAGCCGCCGUAUCACAAGGCCGGUGGCGAAGGCUUGGGAGUCUCCGCAUGAUUGCCUGAACUUGGUUUGACUUUAUACAAUCCACUUAUAGUUUCAUUGACGGCUAAUGCACCGCAGUGGCAUCUGCGCUUAUAGAAUGCGUUUGCUUGAACAAGUCUCUUUCUUUCUUUUUUUGUUUUUUUUUUUCCUAAUUUAAACCUUUGUUCCAUUCUUGGGUGGGUUCUGAUAGCUUUCGGCUUCUGUAUAUAGAACACGACGAUCAAUACACAGGUUGUCUUU
Aspergillus pseudotamarii is the source of this 1580-nucleotide messenger RNA. Its product is annotated as OSBP family protein. Bases 111 to 1352 code for a protein of 413 amino acids. Gene Ontology annotation, molecular function: oxysterol binding. Lineage: Eukaryota; Fungi; Ascomycota; Eurotiomycetes; Eurotiales; Aspergillaceae. The transcript has 4 exons. The record is from RefSeq and is a predicted model, not a curated record. Gene Ontology annotation, biological process: exocytosis; endocytosis; piecemeal microautophagy of the nucleus. Gene Ontology annotation, cellular component: intracellular membrane-bounded organelle; cytosol; membrane.